AUGCAGAUGAAAAUCCCUCACAGUCUUGUUGUCUUGGUCGUAUCCCUUGGCAUCUUUGCCACGGCGAGCCCAACUGGCACCAUUGCUCCUGUUGGAUGUACCGAGCGGAUUGAAGUUCCUGUUGAGGUCGUCAAGACAUGCCCUCAGCCAGAAAUCAUCAGUAUCAAGACUGUCUACCGGACCGUUAAGGAGAUUGUUCCUGAUUGCGCUUGCACUGAUGAUUUCACGGAUUUUGCCAAUGUCCAGCUCAUUGCCGAUACCGCAUGCCGCAACGGACUUAUCUUCUCCCCCGACGGAAAGACUAAGAAGAGGGGAAUCUUUGAGCGUUCCCCAGCUUGCCAAAGCUUCUCUAUUGUGGAGGACCCUAGCCUUGCUUUGAGAAAGCGAUAUGAAGGUAAUGAUUGCCAAGAUGGAUGUGACCGUGGAGAUCUUACAGGUCACAUCCACGACAAGUUCGAUCAAGUCAAGAACACCUUCAAGCACAAUCUUAACCAGAACAUCAACAAUAAUGAUAACACCGAUCUAGAUGAUAGCCAAGUCACUGGUGGCGGCAAUGGCGGGUUCGGUGGGUUCGGCGGAUUCAAGGCGAAGCGUCAAUUCGGCUUUGGUGGUUUCGGAGGCUUCGAUGACGGCGGCGCCUUCGAUAACAACGACAACCAGAACAUCAACCAGAACGUCAAUGCCAACCAGAACCUGAUGGCCAACCUCGGAAGGUUCAACAGCUUCUUUGGUACCGGUGGUGAUGGAGGUGCAAUUGGAAGCGGCGGCGCUGCCGCUGCGGCUGGCCUCAGAGGGUUGGCCUUUGGCAUCAACGACAACACCGACUUCAAUGUCAACAACAAUGUUGCUUUUGAAGACGAUACCUUCUUCAAGAAGAUGAAGCGUAAUGCUCAGUUUGGGUUCGGGGGCUUUGGCGGUGGCGAUGGCGAUUUUGAUGACAACGAGAACCAGAACAUUAACCAAAACAUCAACAACAACCAAAACCUAAACGAGGACUUCUUCAGUGGAGUCUUCGGAGGUGGAGAUGAUGGAUUCGGGUUCGACGGUGUCGGUAUUGUUCCUUUCUUCCCCGGCUUCAUCGGAGGCUUUGGGGGAUUCGGUGGAUACGGCGGAUUCGGCGACGGCUUUGGCGGGUUUGGCGGGUUCGAGGAUGUAGCCAUGAACGAGAACCUCAACUUCAAUCCUGAUACAAACAUUGAGACGUUUGGCUCUGGAAAUGGUGGUCUGUACAAGCGGUGCGACUCAGGAAACUGUGGUUAUGGAAAUAGCAACGUAAACUACAACUCCAACACCAACUACAACACCAAUGAGGAGGUUGUGGCUGUUCCCCAGUUCGAGACAAUCAUUGAGACUGUCCCUGUAGUGGAGACCGUCCCAGUCGUCGAAACCGUCUAUCAGCCCGUGGUUGAGUAUCAGACUGUCGAGGUCAUUGAAAAGGUGCCCGUCGUCGAGCAAGUCUACGAGCCAGUGACCGUUGUUGAGCAGAUUGCUGUCCCUGCUUGCACCACCGUCGAGUGCGUCCAGGCUAGCAAGAAGACCGUCGUCACUGAGGUUUUCGAGACCGUUCCCCAGCCCGUUGUCGAGGUCGUCGAGGUUGCCCAACCCGUUGUAGAGGUCGUCGAGGUUGCCCAACCCGUUGUAGAGGUCGUUGAGGUUGCCCAGCCCGUUGUCGAGGUUGCCAAGCCUGUUGUUGAGUACUCUGUUGUCUUCUACCCUGUUGCAGGAUGUGGUGUGCCCAACCGCCCAUCUUACACAUACGGAAGCUGCCACAAAUAG
Morchella importuna is the source of this 1776-nucleotide messenger RNA. RefSeq lists its product as uncharacterized. The transcript is spliced from 2 exons. The coding region runs from base 1 to 1776 and encodes 591 amino acids. The record is from RefSeq and is a predicted model, not a curated record. Lineage: Eukaryota; Fungi; Ascomycota; Pezizomycetes; Pezizales; Morchellaceae.